GGUUAUAGUGAGCCCAAUCAGUCAUACAGAAAGUACAAACCAACAUGGUAAAAGUGUGAGAAUGGACAGAUGCUUAUUGUUUAAAAAAUGAUUAUGUUGCCACAGUAGAGUUGCUACUGAGUUCAGCGUUCUGCCUAAUUAACUUUUAGAUUUCAGUCAAAUGACCAGGUCCUGUGGCAUACCAACACCUCUCUGAAGUACUGAAUGCCUUUGCUUCCCAUGGACUUCAGUUGAGGGCACUCAGCAUCUCUCAUGAUCAGGCACAAAGACUUUAGUUGAAAAGUUGGAUAGAUAAGGAAAUGCUUAUCUGCGUGAUAAAUUGUGGUAAAUAUCACACUGUCGUCUGCUGGUCUGGGCUACUAUAACCACUUGUAGUCUAAGGAAGAGUCAGAAUGAGAGAAAGAGGAAGAAGAAAUGAAAAAUAUCCAUACUACAUACAUUUAAAAAGUUUAACAAACCUUAAGAAACUGCACCUUACUGCAAAAGGUUUAUGGAGUGAUUUUUAUUAUGAAAAUGAUUGCAGUACCUUUAAGUAUUAAUAAUAAUGUGAAGCUUUUUACUAUAGUGAAAAGUUUGUAAACACUUUUGUUGCAAAUCAUGUAUGUAGUGUAGCAAAUGUACACUGUACUUUACAAACAUAGUAAGUGACAUAUUCCUUGCCCGAAAAAGCUGACAGUCAAGGGCAUCUGCACAGAGAAGACACUUACUCCUGUAUGGAAACCCAUUGAAAUAAAUGAGGUUCUUCACAAUUACCCAUAUGGAUCAGUUCAGGAUUGGAUGGCAUAAAGGUGCACAACCAGAAGUGACUACCAAAUAUGGGCGACUUCAAGGAAAACAGACCAGCGUGAAAGGAACAGACAGGCUCGUGAAUGUUUUUCUUGGAAUUCCUUUUGCAAAACCACCUCUGGGAUCCCUGAGAUUUUCCCCACCACAACAAGCAGAGCCAUGGAAAGGUCUGAGAGCUGCAACUUCCUAUCCACCAAUGUGCCUACAAGACACGGAGUGGAUAAAGACAAUGACAACCGUGUUAAAAGCUGAAUUUCCUCCCUUAAUGGUUUCUGAAGAUUGUUUAUAUCUGAAUGUUUACACUCCUGCCCAUUCAGACAAGAAGGCUAAGUUACCUGUUAUGGUGUGGAUCCAUGGAGGAGGUUUGCUGAAUGGUGGGGCUUCGAUAUAUGAUGGGUCAGCACUAUCUGCCUAUGAAAAUGUGGUGGUGGUAGCUGUCCAGUAUAGGUUAGGUAUCACUGGAUUCUUUAGUACUGGUGAUGAACAUGCUCGUGGAAACUGGGGCUUAUUGGAUCAAGUGGCAGCUUUGCAGUGGGUUCAGGAAAAUAUUGAUUUUUUUGGAGGAGAUCCAGAGUCUGUUACUAUAUUUGGAGAGUCUGCAGGAGGAUUCUGUGUUGGAGCACAUAUUUUAUCACCAUUGUCAAAAGGUUUGUUCCAUAAAGCCAUAUCAGAAAGUGGAGUUGCUCAACUUCCUGGCUUCUUUAUUUCCCAUCCUCAAGCAGUUGUUAAUUUGCAGGUAAUUGCUAAUAUAUCUGGCUGUGAGACAACCAGUUCUGCAAUGGUUCACUGUUUAAGGAAGAAAAUGGAUAAGGAAAUAAUGACCCUGAGUGCUGAUCUAAUUAAGGUAGGUGAGAGUUGCUAAUUUAGGAGCUACCCCAAGGCUCAUUAAGAUCAAUAGAAAGACUCCCAUUGACUUCAGUGGGCUUUGGAUUGGCCCUUAAUGCAGUUACUGAUAUUUAGGGCUUGUCUACAUUUACACUGUGCCCUUGCAGCCCUUCCGUGAAGAUGCUGAAUGGGAGAGCUUCUCUCAUCAGUGUAGGUACUCCACCUCCCCAAGAGGUGGUCGCUGGGUCAGUGGGAGAAGCCCUCUUGUUGAUAUAGUGCUGUCAGCACUGAGGAUUAGGUCAGUAUAACUGUGUCCGUCAGGGGUGUGGAAAAUCCACACCCUGGAGUGAUGCAGUUGUACUGACACAAGUUCCUAGCGUAGACCAGGAUUGAGCGUUUCAUACAAGGAUGGUCCACUGAGUUGCAGAAUUUGAAUCCACAUUUCAAACUCCACAAAGAGUAUCUGAAUCCAGGACUUGGGUUCAAGCCCAUUUUUAAUUUUAUGACAUUUAUUACUUGUUUAUUCUGCUACCCACUGAUUCUACACCCACACAAAGCUUAUUGCAGUUUUAUUUCUGAUUAUUUAUAGUACAUCUGCACACUGAGGCUUCUGUAUCAAGCAUUAGCAUGGGAAAGUAAGCAGGCUUCACAGAGCCAGCUGUCAGCAGAUAGAGUGAAUUCAGGAAUGCCUCCAUUUCUGUGAAGGGGAUUUCAGGGUAGAGAGGAAAAGGAGCAACAGCAGCAGCUGUGGGGAAUGGACAGUUGGCCUCGGGAGUAUGUGAGUGACAAUGGAGCUCCCAAAUGUAAAGUUAAAAGACGAUUAAUGUUUUCUUUGGAAGGAGGUUCUAGUGGUCUAAAACUCUCUUCUGUGGCCCAAAAGUCCUCAGGGGACAACUGGCUGGCCCUCUCCCCAAUCCUAUGAUCUUCCAGAAGCACUCAGAUGGCUCACUUCAGUCUCCAGAGACUACAGGGGAGCCAAUACCUGUCCACUGGGCUAUUGGCCAGGCGAGUAAAGAGCCUUCUGGAAGAGAAGCUUUUUCUCUGUUUUCACCCUCCUCAGUCUAGCAGUGAUGCUGUUGCUGCUAAACGCAGCUUGGGAACAGAGACAUGCAGUGUUCUGUGGACUUAGACAUCUACCAGAUUUGCAUCCACAAAUGCGGUUUGUAUAUGCACACCAGAUUUUAUGUGCACUAAGCGUUAAUCUUAGAAACAAAAAACUUGGCACCCUCAAUUUUAGACACCAGGUGAGGCCACUUUGAAAAUGGGCCCCUAAACAUUUGUAAUUCUAUUCUGUCAUUUCCAGAUAUGUUGUUCCAGAAAUGUAUGUUAGCAUUGCAAGAAAAUAUAUCCUCUAUUCCAGAAAGACUGGACGUAUGUGUGCUCAUUUUAGUGCCAAAGGGGGUGGCCACACCCUUACUUGGGAUUAUUUUAAUGUUCUUGGGCUCUUCAUACUUUAUUUUUCACAACAGGUGAGCAGCAGCUGUUCAGGUCAGUGCUGCUGCUCACCUGUUGUGAAAAAUAAAUUAAUGGUCCCUGUCAAACUGGGAAAUAUAGCUAGCACACAGGGAAUGUUUCCAGUGCCAGAGUCAUUUUUUCUUAGAAGGCAGAAUUAAAGUACGUUACACAGCAGUAUAAAUGCCACUGCUGGUAAUUUACCAUCCUCUCUUUUGUAGUCAUGUAAACGGUUCUUUGAAAUUCUUCCAUAUUAUUGUAGUCUUAAUUAUACUGUGACGUUGUGCAGUCUAUAUGGUUUUAUAAAAAUAUGAUAAGUGAAUA
Molecule: messenger RNA, 3387 nt
Organism: Chrysemys picta bellii (western painted turtle)
Lineage: Eukaryota; Metazoa; Chordata; Testudines; Emydidae
Source: RefSeq, a predicted model, not a curated record